AUGGCUGCAUGGGAGGGUAAUGUGGAUAGAUACGCUCGAUUGAUGCACCCACGGAGACUCAGAACGGAAACUGAAUACAAUUGUAUUCUUCGUGGGAUUUAUCACCACACAAGUUUUGCCCGAUGGUGGGCCUAUCAGCUAGAAACCAACUCUCGCCGAAGGCGAGUCAUUCUUCCAGGUAAAUUGCUUACCGAAGGCAAUGAGCGCGAGUGUCGCGAGAUUCGUACUGCGAUAAAUGCUCGCAAAAUCAUGAACAAUGAUAUCUCUGACCUUGAUGAUGACUCCGACUGCCUCCCUUGGCUUAUCUGGUGGCCGGUAAGGCCUCAUGAGAAUACUUUACGUGAGCUGGCUAGUAAGUGUCCGUCCAUGAGACACCAAAUUGCGAUUACCGCCAUACUUUGUGACUACAAAUCGCUUUUCAGGUCGUUAAAGCCCCCUCCCCGUGAGUCCUUCUUCGAGACUGCUAAACAGAGCAGAAACCCGUUAUACCUCAAAUAUCUAGAGGAAUUUGUUAGGGAGCGUUCUAUUGGAAGCAGAGAAAUCUCAGAGUUCGGCCCUUACGAUACCACUGUGGAAGCAAGUUUACAGCCUGAUUUGGAGCCUAGAGAUUCCUUUGCUCAUUCUUCUAUCCAAUUUUCUGAUAUGAUUAUUCCUUGGGGCCAGCAUCCCAGAGACGAAUGGGGCUCUCCUGGUAUCUAUGGCGGUCAGCCGGCUGACCCGGGGGUUGUGGAGAGAUAUAUGUGGCUGUCAUUGGAAACUGCGCAGAAGAUUGAAGACGAAUCUAGCGGAAUCUAUAACGAUAGCGCGGAUACUGGCUACUUGUAUAUUGAAGAUGAUGAUCCGGAGAACGAACUUUGGCUGAAGCUCUCACGUCCGCUAAAGCAUAUGACGUCCUUCGAAAUGGAAGACUGGGAGGAUGAAAGCUAG
Messenger RNA from Penicillium verrucosum, 927 nucleotides. RefSeq lists its product as uncharacterized. NCBI's taxonomy places the organism in Eukaryota, Fungi, Ascomycota, Eurotiomycetes, Eurotiales, Aspergillaceae. The record is from RefSeq and is a predicted model, not a curated record. The coding region runs from base 1 to 927 and encodes 308 amino acids. The transcript has a single exon.